Messenger RNA from Pocillopora verrucosa, 1387 nucleotides. The record is from RefSeq and is a predicted model, not a curated record. Lineage: Eukaryota; Metazoa; Cnidaria; Anthozoa; Scleractinia; Pocilloporidae.
ACAAGAUGGCGGCGAAAUACCUCUACAUGAUACUGAAUAAGUUUUAGCUUGAUAUUUUAGCUUGUGCUUAGAUGAAGAUAAUUAUACGAUGGUGAGGACUUUUAACGGCCAACCAUUAGGGCAAUUCGCCAGGAAUUUAGCUUUGGCGGUUAUCGCUGGAACUGGAGGAGGUCUUCUAGUCAACACGGCACGUCGUGACUCAGAACGAGCUAAAAGAUUAGUGGGCUAUGCUGCCCUGACUGGUAUGACUGGUGCAAGUAUUGGUUAUAUAUUUGGGGUCGUCAAGAAGCAGCCACCAAUCCUUUGUGCUCUUUCCUCUGGCUCUAGCGUCUUUGUUAUUUCUGGUGCAUUUUAUGUUUUGCGGGAGAAUCUUCUAGUGUCGUCAAAGGCUUAUAAAUGGAGAAGAAUGCUGGAUGAACUUCAGGGGAAACCCAACAUGACAACAAGAAAAGAAGCAAUGACUGGUACUCAAGCCAGUGCCAUUAGUGGUGGAAUCAGUGGUUUAUUGCUUUCUUUUACCUUAGGAAGAGGCUUUAGUGUGGCAAUCAGUACAGCUUUACAAGGUUUAGUGUUGGGAGUAGUUGGGCAAUGGUCAGUUUACAAGUGCCAGCAAUGGAUUUUAGAGGAAAGAAUCAAAUAUCAUUAUCCUGAACUGGUGGCUAAUGCUAAAGCUUGUGAAAUAGGUUGGUACGACUGGGCGUAUCAAAAACUGACCACUAGGACUCACAGCUCACUGGUGGAUGAAAAAAUUCAUAGCCUCACAAUUCAACUGCAACUUCUCCAGGAAGAGGAAGAGAGACUGCUGCAGUUGAAGCAAGAGUAGGAAAAUGAAAGUAAAACGUGAUUGGAGUUUAAAGUAUCAAAUGGGAAGACUAAACGCCAGUAUGAGAAACAAUAACUACAGAAACAUUCGAACAGAGCAAUGACAGCCGUUGUUUACUCUUGUCACGCAAUACGUUUCUUUUGUUGGGAGAAAGUAUGUUGCGUGACUAACCAAACAAUGGUUGCGCGAGAGACUAGCGAGCAUGCAGAUAUUUUUCUCUUUCACUGUGUCUAAAAGCAACAUCACAAAAAGUCCUUUCAAUUCUUGACUGUUUUUCGUGGCUGGGAAGAAAUUGAUUUCCCCCAUUCUCAUUUGUGCCGCGACACAAGUAGUGAAGCCCGCGAGUUUCGAGUUGGCGGGCAAAGUGAGCGUGCGAAAGGCUUUCGACAAAUGACUUCGGGGAGUCUUCGCCGCUCGUGAUGCCGAAUCUUCUCGCUAGCUAGAUUUACCUUAACAGUUCGUUUAUAGUCAAAGUUUUCCUGGACAGUGGACAUAGUGUGAAGAAUUGUAUGCAGGCCUUUUUUCGAGAUCCAGAAUAUUCGAAGUAGUAAAUCUGAGAAAUAA